AUGGAGGAGGAGAAGGUCAUCCUCUCUAAAUGGACGGCCUUCUUCUUCCUCGUCGUCGCCGCCUCCCUGCAUGUCGUUUCCUCGGCCGGAGAGCUGUCGACGUACAUCGUCCAGAUGGACUUGUCCGCCAUGCCGAGGGCCUUCGGCGGCCACCGGAGCUGGUACGCCUCGGCGCUGUCGGCCGCCACGAGCGCCUCCGCCGCAGAGAACCUCGUCUACGUCUACGAGCACGCCAUCCACGGAUUCAGCGCGCGGCUGUCGGAUGCUCAGCUGCGAGAGCUGAAGAGGUUCCCGGGCUUCGUCUCUUGCCGGAGAGACGUGCUCUUGAGACCGGACACCACCCACACUUUCGAGUUCCUCCGCCUGAACCAGGCAGGGGGGCUGUGGCCGGCUGCUAGGUACGGGGAGGACGUCAUCAUCGGCGUCGUCGACAGCGGCAUCUGGCCGGAGAGCGAGAGCUUCCGGGACGACGGCAUGGGCGCGGUGCCGGCGAGGUGGCGGGGGGCCUGCGAGGAAGGCACCGCCUUCAACUCCGCCUGCAACAAGAAGCUCAUCGGCGCCCGCUUCUUCAACAAGGGCUUCCUGGCCGAAAACCCUAACGCGACCAUCCUGGUCAACUCACCCCGAGACACGGACGGGCACGGGACGCACACCUCGUCGACGGCUGCCGGCAACUACGCUGAGGGGGCCUCCUUCUUCGGCUACGCCGCCGGCACCUCCCGCGGGGUGGCGCCGCGGGCCCGGCUCGCGGUCUACAAGGUUCUGUGGGAGCGGGGUGCCUUCGCUUCGGACAUCAUCGCCGGCGUUGACAGCGCUAUAGCCGAUGGGGUGGACGUCAUCUCCUUGUCGCUGGGCCUCGACGACGUCCCGCUGUACGAUGACCCGGUCGCCAUCGCCACCUUCGCCGCCGUCGAGAAGGGCGUCUUCGUGGCCACUUCGGCGGGCAACAGGGGCCCUUUCUUGGGGCUCCUCCACAACGGAGCCCCCUGGCUGCUGACCGUCGGGGCGAGCACGGUGGACCGCGUGUUCUCCGGCACGGUGGCGCUGGGGAACGGCGCCGUCAUCGCGGGCACCUCCCUCUACCCCUGGAGCACCUCGCCGCUCCGGCGGCUGCCGUUGGUCUCCAUGGGCGCCUGCAAGGAAAGUUCCCUUCUAAACCAGAUCAGGGACAAGAUAGUCGUCUGCCAGGCCAACGGAACUCUUGACUCCGUCAUUGAAAGAGUCACCGCCGCCGGAGUGGCCGGAGGCCUCUUCAUAUCUGCCAGUGCCUUCAUCGAGUACAACCUUCACUUCUCCUUGCCGGCGACCAUCGUGAGCCCAGAAGAAGGCCAGGCCGUCCUGGCGUACAUAAACAGCAGCCCCAACCCGACGGCGAACUUCAGAUUCCAGAAGACUUCGCUGGGUACGACCCCGGCCCCGGCGGUGCCCCCCUACACCUCCAGAGGCCCUGGGCUGAGCUGCCAUGGGGUCCUGAAGCCUGACCUCGUGGCCCCCGGUUCGCUGGUCCUCGCCUCCUGGCCGGAGAACGUCUUCGCCACUGUCGUCAGCUCGCGGGCCCUGUUCAGCCCCUUCAACAUCCUCUCCGGCUCCUCCAUGGCCUGCCCCCACGCCGCCGGCGUGGCGGCGCUGCUCAAGGCGGUGCACCCCCAGUGGAGCCCCGCGGCCAUCCGCUCGGCGAUGAUGACCACAGCGGACCCACUGGACAACACGCUGGAGCCCAUCAAGGACCUGGCGGAGAAGUCCAAGCCGGCGACGCCCCUGGCCAUGGGAUCCGGCCAGAUCAACCCCACCAGGGCGAUGGACCCUGGGCUCGUCUACGACGCUGGGCCCGCCGACUACGUGAACCUACUCUGCGCCAUGAACCACACCGAGGAGCAGAUCUUCACGAUAACGAGGUCCAGGGGAGUAAACUGCUCCGAUUCGUCGCCGGACCUCAACUACCCCUCUUUCAUCGCCUUCUUCAAGCACGCGGAGACGACCAACUCCGUGCGGAAGUUCAAGAGGACGGUGACCAACGUUGCAGACGGGGGGUGGACCUACAGAUCGAGGGUGACGUCUGUGAAAGGGUUCGCCAUUAGAGUGUCUCCCGAGGUGCUGGUGUUCAAGGAGAAGGACGAGAUGCAGAGGUUCGAGCUCACCGUGGAGGCCCGCGUGGGCAUGAAGCCGCAGCAGGUGCUGCACGGGGCGCUCACUUGGGAAGACGACGACGGUAAGCACACCGUCAGGAGUCCCAUCGUCGCCACCACCUUCAUCCCUCAUGCUCCCCGGAAAAACGGGCCUUAA
This is a messenger RNA of Spirodela intermedia, 2283 nucleotides long. NCBI's taxonomy places the organism in Eukaryota, Viridiplantae, Streptophyta, Magnoliopsida, Alismatales, Araceae. The record is from the annotation of a GenBank genome assembly.